AUGAGGAAAUAUGUUGCGUGGAUGAUUCCCCUCCCGAUCGCUGUGCAAUGCGGCGAUCUGUUGUGGAGUGGAAUCUUCAAUUCUUCUGCCUCCGUUGCCGACUUUGACAAAUGGUCCUGGUCAAACCAGAUUGCGCCUUGGCAGUGGUACAUUCACGGCACUGGAAAUACCUCUGAAUAUCUUGGACUUUCGUCGGACUUUAAGAAUCCAGCGGAUACUAGUGAUUCCCAGGGUAUUCGGAUAUCUAUUGAUGGAACCUCCUUUUGGAAUGGUCAGACCAUGGAGCGGAGUGAGAUCAUCCCCCAAACCUCCGAGGACUUGGGUAGUGGGCGCCUGUUCUAUCAUUUCUCGUUGAUGACCAACACUACAAAUCCCCCAAGCCCUAAGUUCGAACAUCAAAUCGCGUUCUUUGAGAGCCACUUCACCGAGUUAAAGUACGGCUUGCUGAGCGGCGACUCGGCCAGCGAGGACAACACACUGCGUUGGUGUGUGAGCGGAACGACGGAAUGGUCUACCCAGCUCGAAGCCGAGAACUGGUACAAUUUCGCCUAUGAUAUCGACUUUGACGCGCAGACUGUCUCGCUGUGGGCAAGUAAUGGCUCUGAUCCAUUGACUGCCGUUGUCACUGGUGUCAGUGCAUCGACUUCGACCAACUCUGCUGAUUGGCAUAUUGGCGAGCUACGACUCGACAAUGGAGGCACCGACUCAGAUGCAGAGGACUGGUUUUGGUCUGGCAUCUUUGUGGAAAACGCUCCGAUUACAGCCACCAUUGCGGGUCCAUUGGCGGGCCAGUCGGAAUGA
Molecule: messenger RNA, 801 nt
Organism: Penicillium cataractarum
Lineage: Eukaryota; Fungi; Ascomycota; Eurotiomycetes; Eurotiales; Aspergillaceae
Product: glycoside hydrolase family 131 protein
Exons: 4
Coding region: 1-801 (266 amino acids)
Source: RefSeq, a predicted model, not a curated record